AUGACGGCUGCCAAGCAGGUCACCGGGGAGCAGCAGGUCCGAAGCUUUGCGGCGAUUCCAGCCGGAUGGAACGUGUUUCUCCCCAACUUCGGGCUGCCAAAGCUAUCACGCAGGGCGCCCUUGGACAGGGAGGCAUCCAAUGUGCAGCCUUCCUUCUACGGACGUGUCGUGAUGGAGCCUGGUUCCACAAACGAGACGAGGAGCCUUGCUUGUGGUGAGUUGGCAGCAACUCCGCAGGUUGAGAGUUUGGCCCUCUUGGUUGAGCGGGGCCUGUGCACCUUUCGGCAAAAGGUUCCCGACAUGACGGCCGGGAGUGAGGUGGAUGACCGAGCAGUCGAAAUCCCGGCAUGGUCCAUUGAUCUUUCUGAUGGACAGGCGCUGCGGAACUGGAUCUUAGGAGAUGCCAGGCUUGUGAUUCAGGUCAGCGACUCACCAAGACGGCCAAACAUAGGUCCAUUCCAAGAAGAUGUAUUCGGUUUGCGGCAGGUGUUCUCCAAAUGA
Symbiodinium necroappetens is the source of this 501-nucleotide messenger RNA. The record is from the annotation of a GenBank genome assembly. Lineage: Eukaryota; Dinophyceae; Suessiales; Symbiodiniaceae.